AUGGCGGCCCUGUCGGCGGCGGCGGCGGCGGCCCUGUCGGCCCUGGGGGUGCGGCUGUCGCGGUCGGCGGCGGCCCGCGGCUCGUACGGCGCCUUCUGCAAGGGGCUCACGCGCACGCUGAUCACCUUCUUCGACCUGGCCUGGCGGCUGCGCACCAACUUCCCCUACUUCUACGUGGUGGCCUCGGUGAUCCUCAACGUCCGCCUGCAGGUACACAUUUAG
Molecule: messenger RNA, 222 nt
Organism: Enhydra lutris kenyoni (northern sea otter)
Lineage: Eukaryota; Metazoa; Chordata; Mammalia; Carnivora; Mustelidae
Product: small integral membrane protein 10-like protein 2A
Exons: 1
Coding region: 1-222 (73 amino acids)
Source: RefSeq, a predicted model, not a curated record